AAGUGUGUGUGCGCAGAUGAGCCGCCGCCCUUCCAAUAAAGCCCAGCGACAAUUACAUUCUUCACUAAGCCCCGCGACAAUUACAUUCUCCACUAAAGCCCCGCGACAAUUACAUUUUCCGAUAAAGCCCCGCGACAAUUACAUUCGAUAGCAUAAAAAUAAAAGCCCUCAGCAUAAAAAUAAAAACCCUCAGCAUAAAAAUAAAAGCCCUCAGCAUAAAAAUAAAAACCCUCAACAUAAAAAUAAAGACCGUUAGCAUAAAAAAAAGAACCCACCCAAAUCCAGCAUAAAAAAAAGAACCGUUAGCAUAACGAAAAAACAAUUCCCCUGUCAUUUGCUUGGUUCACAAGGCUUGUGCUUGCAAACUUUGCGCAUGAAGGCCUUGGAUGCCGCAUUCCCUAGCCGACUUGAUGAAGACACAUCAGGAGACAUGGUUGGUGUUCUAGUUCAUUUAGUGGACAAUUCUUCACAGAAUUUGUUCGUUCCAGUUGCUACCACUCUCAAAGAGCUUUCUUCCCUGAUGGGGAGCAGAGUUGGUGUCAAGCACUGGAAGGACUUUGCAUUCUUUCAGGCCACGAAUCAGAGCGAUUCGUUGAGGAUGCUGCCAGACAUGCUUCCGGUCUCUGAGUUGAUCAGCAUGUGGCAACAGAUCCGAGAAGCAACAAAUCUUGAAGGCCAUUUGCACUGGAGGCGACGGUUUUUGAAACCCCAGGAGAUGCUUCUAGCAGGUGAUCUUCAUCACGCAGCGUUGACGUUCCGGCAGGCAGUGCGCAGCCACUUGCGACGCCCGGCGCCCUGCCAAGCAGGAGCUGAAGCUAAAGAGAUGGCGACUGCUGCAGCAUUGCUUUGGUUGGACAGCUACAAUCCUUCCCAGAAGAUCAAGGAUAGCGAGAAGCUAGUUUGUCAGCUCCUCAAGGGGCAGAUGAGCGGCCUGAAGCCAGCACAGCAAGAUGAAAUGCGACAAAAGCUGCAGAGCAAGGUGGAUGAGAUGCGUUCCGAAUUUGGUCCACUCAUCCCACAACUUCAACGUAUGACUCGUGCAUUUGCGCUCAUGUGCUCCUUUCCUUUGUUUGGUGCCCACAGUUGGCCUGCAAAGGUCAUCGCUCCGGCCAAAGUUAGCGCUGGACAAUUUGUGGUGAACAAUCCACCUGAUCGGUCUUUGGUGGUGCACGCACGUCAAACGGAACCCGAUGUUUGGGUCUUUGUGGACACUGCCGGCUUGCAUUUGGCGCCAGCAGCAUCCAGCCGCAGCAUGGCGCAACAACAGUCGUGUGCGCUGAUGGUUUGUAUCCUGUUUCCUCGCGCAAGCAUUUCCGAAGCCAACGCGACUGACACCUGA
Messenger RNA from Durusdinium trenchii, 1339 nucleotides. The record is from the annotation of a GenBank genome assembly. NCBI's taxonomy places the organism in Eukaryota, Dinophyceae, Suessiales, Symbiodiniaceae.